AUGGAAGAGCUGCAAGUGAACCUUGGAGAUGUGGAGGGCAGCUUGGGAAAAGUUCAGAUCCGCGUCGGGCACCUGGUGGAAAAGUUUUCGCCGCUGGAUGAGGAUAUCGGGCAGCUGAAGGAGCUGGUGGGUAGGUUGAAGAGUGAGGUGGAGGAAGCAAGUGGGAAGAUUGCUGCUGUGGAAGGCAAGGCGGGGGCGGCUGCCGCUGCUGCUGCGGCUGCUGCUGAUAAUGCUGCUGCUGCUUCCGCUGCUGCCGCUGCGGCUGCUGCUUCACCUGCUGCUGCAAGUGCUGCUGCUGCUGGUGGUGGUGGUGAGUCAGUGGUAGUAGUAGCAGCAGCAUAUGAGCAUGCUGUGGCAAGAAAGACGACGAAAGUGGAGCUCGGGCAGCAGAAAGAGAAGGUUUGGGAGCAGGGGGAGGAGAUUGAGAGGAUUGGGAAGCAGAUGGAGGAGAGUGCGAAGAAGCAGCAGGAGGAGCGAGAGGAGGAGAGAGAGAAAGAGAGAGCAGCAACGGCUCUUGCUGUGGACGAGUGUAAGGAGCAGGUCAAGGGGGUCAAGUCAAUGGUCAAGCACCUCUCCGAGUCUGUCGAAGAGGUUCGGAACGACAUGCGCCCGAUUUCCGACGCUGUGGUCGAGGUCCGGGUGACCAUGGCCGAGGCUCGGAACCUCCAGCAGGAGGCUGAGGAGGCUGUGGGGAGGCUGAGAAGCAAAGUAGAGGGGGUGCAAGAUUCUGUGUUGGAGGUGAAAAAGGAAGUGGAGGAAAAUAAGACGGAAUUGGAUCAAGUGAAGCAUGGUCUGCGCGAGUGCAGGGAGGAGGUGGUGGAAAUCCGAGGCACGCUUGCGGACGUUCGGAAGCAAGGCGAGGAGGCUCGGGAGGCGCACGAGGGGCUCCAGGAGGAGGUUCGGGAAGCGAAAACGGGGCUUCGGGAGAGCGUCGGUGCGUUGGAGACAGGCUUGGAGGAGGUUCGGCAGAUGGUGACUUUGGCUCGGGAGGAUAUUUCCACUUUCCAGGAAAGUGCUGAUUGCACUGACAAUGAGGUUGCUUCGAUCAAGGAGCAGGUUCGGUCGAUUCAAGACGACGUGGGUCUGGUUCGGAAGGAUGCUGUUCAGGUCCGGGUGGAUGUGGACUCGCUUCGGAUGGAGCUAGGUUCGGUGGAGCGGAGCCUGGACUCCACAGCGCAGAAGGCCGCAGCUUCGGAAGAGGAGAUUCAGGAGGUUCGGAAAGGCUUGCUGUCGACAGUCCACACGGAGGUGGACAAGGUUCGGGAGAGCGUGGAAGAGGUCCGGGAGGAGGUGAAGGAGGUUCGGGUGGAUAUGGUUCGGGCGGAAGAGAAAGCAGCAGCGACGCUGCGAGAUGCAGAAGCAUCGGCACGAAGAGCAGUGGUGGCACUGCAAGGGGAGUUUAAAGCCGAAGUAUCUAGCGUGCGUAAGGAGGUAACAGUGGUUCGGGAAGAGGCGGAGAAUCUGAGUCAUAGAGCCGAGAUGACAGAUUCCCUUACGUCCUCUCUUACAGACAGCCUUGCACAGGCCCAGACCGACAUUUUGGAGGUUCGGAAGGAGGUUGGUGCUGCCCGAACCGAAGCUGGCGAGGCUCGGAAGGAGCUGGAGGCGAGCCUCCGGACCACGGCGGAAGGCUUGGAGGAGAAGAUUGAGGAGGCUCGGCAGCAGAUCGGGUUGAAGGCAGCAGCGGUGCAAGCAGAAGUUAAAGGGGUGCAGCGCGAUUUGCAGGAGCGGGUGGGAGAGAUCAAGUCGGUGCUUAAGGAAGGGGAGGAGGCGCAGUCUCUAAGGGUGGUUGCCUUGGAAAAGAAGCUCUCAGCUGUGGUGGCUGGAGGGGAGGAGGCGGUGAGUGCGGUAGCAGCACGACUAAACCAAGUAGCAGAGGAAAUGGCAGACGUGGCAAACCGAGGGGAGCAACACGCAGCAGAUGCAGCCGCAGCGAUUGAACGCACAGAAAGAGAGCUUGCGGCCGCAGUGGCAUCAUCCGCAGCAGCGGCAGCAGCAGAACGAGAGGGGAUUGUGGAGCGGGUGAACGGGCUGGAUGUAUCGGUGCAAGGGCUGGAAGAGAAGGCGGAGGAGGGCAGGCAGCGUGCCGACGCUGCGGAUGCAGCAAUCAAAGCAGUGCAGGCAGAGGUAGCAGCAGACAGGCAGAAGGCUGAGGAUCGAGCAGCGGAGGAGGAGCUGCGGAAAUGGACAGACGCGGAGAAGACCCAGGCGCUGCAGGGCGAUGUGUCCGCGCUGCAGCAGCGGCAGGGCGAGCAGGAGCGCGAGCUGAAGCGGCAGGAGGAGGAGCGGGUCGCCGCGGCUCAAAAGAUGCUGACGCGGCUGCAGGCGGAUGUGAGGGCGCUGGUGGAGAAGUUGGAGGAGGUGGUGCGGGAGGAGCAGGCGGGGGUGCGGGGGGAGAUGCGGAGCGCGGUGGUGGAGCUGCAGGGGGGGCUGGCGGAGGUGAAGGGGGGGUUGGGGAAGGUGGAGGCGCAGCUGAGGGAUGUGGAGGGGAAGGCGCAAGGGGGGAUUACGGCCUGCCAGGAGGAGGAGAGGCGGCUGGUGGGGGUGUGUGCGGACAUGAAGGGCGAGAUCCAGCGAGUGGAGGGCGAUUUGAACGCGCUCUCCAUGUCACACAGCCAGGUGCUGGCGUACAUGCAGGCCAAGCAGGCCAAGGAGGCCAAGGGCACCGGCAUUAUGAAGUGGACGAAGCGCAACAUAGCAUCGCGCUCCGAGGGCCCCUCUCCCCAUGAGUCACCGCGCAACCUGCCCAAGCGCUGGUGGCCCCCUUCCCCCGCCACCGACGUGCACAGCAGCAUGCGCUCUGAUACCAGUGAUGAUUUCCCCUCGCAUUUUGACGUUGAUUCUGUUGCCUCUGGGUCGACGGAUUCUGUUGCCUCUGCUCUAUCGCUUCGCUCUAUCGUUUCCUGGCGCACACUCUCGUUCCCUCCACUCUCAUCCCGGCAUUCCCCCCAUCCCCGCUUCCCUCUCCUCUCGUACUCACGGCAGGUGAGCAGGGCAGCAGCAGGAGGCGAAGGAGGAGGGGGAGGGGGAGGAGGAAGAGGUGGAGGCGUGCAGGCUAAGGGAAGCGCCUGGCAAGGAGAGGACGGGAGAGCAGCAGCAGGCGGAUCAAGCACAGCAGCAUCCCGCCCGCCAACAACCACCAUUGCUGCCGCUGCUGCUGCCGCUGCCGCUGCUGCUGGUGCCGCUGCUGCUGGUGCUGCUGCUGCAGGAGCGAGGAUGAAGCAGGAGGCGAGAAGGUGGGGCGGCAAUGGGGAAGCGGCGAAUGGCAGCGGCGGGGGCGCGGGGGCGAUACCUACUGAUGGAAGAGUGGCUGGAGCGAGGGGACGGGGAGAAACGGGCAAGCAAGAGGGCGGGGUAAAGCCAGGGACAGGGGACGUGUGGGUAGAUGGCUCACAACGUGUUGAGGUCAGCCGUGGAAAAUCUCCCGCUGCUGCUUCUGGUGCUUCUGCUCCUACUCCUGCUCCUACUCCUGCUCCUACUCCUGCUCCUACUCCUGCUCCUACUCCUGCUCCUGCCCCUGCUCCUGCUCCCGUUCCUGCUGCUGCUGCUGCUGGGGCUGCUGCGGCUGCAGCUGCUGCUGCUGCGGCUGCGUCUAACGCUGCCCGUCAGUCAGUCCCUCCAAAGGAAGCUCCCUCACCUGUGCCCAGUACCCAGACCCGGCCUCCUCCCCCUCCUCCUCCUCCUUUAGUCCCCGGUGGUACCAAGACAGACGGUGGCUUGACUGCAGGGAGGGGGGGCACUGCAGGACGGACGGCUGCGGGGAGUGCUGGGGGGAGCGCAGGGGGCAGCGCAGGGAGCAGUGAUGCUUUUGUCAAUGAAGGGCUGCUGGUGUGGACGGAGCGGCGGCAGCAGUGGCUGGACGGGAACACACUGCGCGGCGCGGGAGGGAGAGCAGAACGCGCAGCAGCAGGAGGAGCAGCAGCUGCAGCGGGGGUGGGCGGAGCGGGAGGAGCAGUAGGAGUGGCAGGAACAGCGGGAGCAGUAGGAGCUGCAGGGUAUGAUGUGCGUGGUGAUGGGAGUGACAGACCCAGGACGGCUGGCCCUGUGAUCAGUUUGUGCCUGGAAACCUCUGUCUCACUGCCCUCCCACCCGCCCUCCCUCCCUCCCGCCCUCCCUCCCUCCCGCCCUCCCUCCCUCGCACCCGCUCUCCCUCCCACCCGCUCUCUCUCCCACCCGCUCUCCCUCCCACCCGCUCUCCCUCCCACCCGCUCUCCCUCCCACCCGCUCUCCCUCCCACCCGCUCUCCCUCCCACCCGCUCUCCCUCCCACCCGCUCUCCCUCCCACCCGCUCUCCCUCCCACCCGCUCUCCCUCCCACCCGCUCUCCCUCCCACCCGCUCUCCCUCGCACCCGCUCUCCCUCCCACCCGCUCUCCCUCCCACCCGCUCUCCCUCCUUCAUCAUGUCGCCCACACCAUCAGGCCAGGGAGUACAUACGAGGAUUUGCUCUCCACCAGUCGCCCUUUCCCCCACCCAAUUCCCCUCCCAGAGAUGGUUCGGUUCCUCGUCAAUUCGAGCAAGAAGUGGGCGAGAAUCAGUUGGCUCUUCGUCUCCGAGUUGUAGGAGAGAGCAUUCAAGGAGCCGUAUCGAGGAUUCAGCUCCCUGCGCUUCCUGCCUUUAAGCUUCCAUUCUUCGACGACGAUCCAGUUGGUGCAAUCACAGCUAUAAAUCAUGUCUACGCUGGGACGAUGGCUCGGACGAUAUCUCAGGUCCUCUGUCAUCCAAUUGACACAGUUAAGACCAGAAUGCAAGUAAAGGACCCCACGAAGAAGUUACGGAAAUGGAGACGGAAGGUAGUAAAGAAGGCUUUUGAAGUCGGGCCAAUCGACAUUGACAAUUGGUUAAUCAAGGGCCCGUCGGAUCUUUUUCGUGGAGUGUGGGGGGCGAUUCUGGGAACAAUUCCCAAUGCGAUGCUUUACUUCAUUGCGUACGAAGCCACCAAGAAAAGGUUGGAAAAGAGAUUUCCGCCGGGACCGGUGCACGUCGCUUCUGCCACAGUUGGGACAGUUGCAGCAUCAAUUGUCCGGGUUCCUGCUGACACGCUGAAGCACCGAGUACAAGCCUACUUGCACCGAGAUGUGUUUGAGGCCCUCAAGGUCGUCCUUCAGACUGAGGGAAUAGCUGGGCUAUACAGAGGCUUUUGGCCUACUCUUAUGCGAGAUGUUCCUGAAAUUGCCAUUCAGUUUGCGGUCUAUGAGAAUCUUCGGGCAUUUGUGAAGGAGAAGAGGAAGGUUGAAAAGCUGACAACCCCAGAGCAUCUGUUGCUUGGAGCAGUUGCAGGAGCAGCUGCUGCAACAUGCACAAUGCCUCUUGACCUUGUGAAGACCCGGCAACAGUGUGGCGUCUCACAGGGCAUUCACAAAAUUGUUAUGGCUGUAAUGGCUGAAAGUGGGCCAUCUGGGCUGUUGGCAGGACUGGGUCCCCGAGUCUUCCAUGUGUCGAUGAUGUCUGCUGUGUUUUUUGGACUGUUCGAGUAUUGCAAACUGAUCGUGAAGCCCGAUAGGUCACCCUCUGACAAGCUGUAUCUUCCGAAGAUCUGGAACAAGAGAAGAGACCACAUUUGGAAACGUCAAUUUGUUUAUACAGAGUAG
Closterium sp. Naga37s-1 is the source of this 5589-nucleotide messenger RNA. Lineage: Eukaryota; Viridiplantae; Streptophyta; Zygnematophyceae; Desmidiales; Closteriaceae. The record is from the annotation of a GenBank genome assembly.